AUGGAUCAGAACAAUCUCAAGCGCAAGGACACCACAAAGGGCCCGCCGCUGCGCAUUCUCUCGCUAGCAGAUGGCGGCGGCGUUCGCGGGUUUUCGAUGCUUAUCAUCCUCCAAGAACUUAUGCACAGAGUCUAUGUCGAGACCGAAGGGGAACCACCAGAUCGGCAUUCUGGCACCCCCAAGCCUUGUGACUAUUUCGACCUCAUUGGCGGCACUGGGACGGGAGGAUUGAUUGCGAUUAUGCUGGGCCGCCUCCGCAUGGACCUAGAAACUUGCAAGGCCGUCUACGUGAGGAUGACAAGAAAGGUCUUUGAGACAGACAAGACGUUUGCCGGAAUUCCAUACAAGAACACUUUAUUCAAAGCCUCCAAACUUGAAGAGGCGAUCAAGUUAUGUGUCCAAGAGCACACACUCUUCGAGGAUGAGGGGAACGAUGGCACAGCUUCUGGAGGACGCGAGUUCCAAGACUUGACGAGCCCCGUCAGUACCAACAGUACUGCAGUCAGGAGGUCGAUGAGCGUCAGAAGUUCCAACUCCGUCAACAGUCCUGCGACUCCGAUCCGCACCUCUAUUAUCUCUCCCUCGUUCCCAGCCUGGGGCAAUGCCAAUGCUACCCUCUACGACAGUCGUCCUAACCGAACCAAGACCGCUGUCACCGCAGUUUAUCAAGGCACAAAUCCUCGAACAGGUUCCUCGAUCCUCUUACGAAGCUACGAUAGUCGUAAAGAGCCGCCUCCUGAGUUCAACUGUAAGAUCUGGGAAGCCGGGAGGGCCACGUCCGCCGUGGGCCUGGCGUUCAAACCUGUUCAAAUCGGCCAGGACGUAUUUAUCGACGAGGGCGCAGGCAAAUUCAAUCCAGCACCACAGCUACUCGAAGAGGCCGCGGUCAACGAGUGGCCAGGGAGAGAAAUAGGAGCUUUUGUCAGCAUUGGGACAGGAAAAAGGCCCGAAGGUACCAAUAACCGGCAACACGAAUGGUGGGAAGAUUUCGUCGGCGGCAGCAUGGGCGCCUUUGCGGAAGCAAGACGCCGACUCAUAGCCAAAAUCGAAGGCUGUGAGGAAAUCCACCAGCAAAUGCUCAGGACAGAAUUACCGAAGCGAGGCGUUCCAGUCGAAAAUUACUGCCGGCUUAACGUCUCGGUCGGUCUCGGAGAAUUUGCCAUGAACGAAUGGCAGCAUUUGUCGCAGAUGACGGUCAACACCAGGAACUAUCUAAGUGAACCUGCAACUCAAAAGGCACUGAUGGAUAUGGCAACGAAGCUGGCCAAAAUCGAAUUGAUGAAGAGGAGAUAUCAGCAUCAGUCGGAAGCAUUCGCUCGGGAGUCGAGCUGGUCGUUGAGACAGAGUAAUAUCCCUCCAAUGCCGUCUCAUCCCUCAGCCGUCGAGUUACCGGUGGACGAAGAGCCAUACCCGACAACUCCUCCUCAGCAUUACCGCAUCCCAGGAAAUCCCCCCUAUCCUGAUCAGUUUGCUUCCUCGCAAGACAAAUUCGUAUUGGCUCCGGGAGAAUCACCUUCGCCGCGCUUGUCGGGUGAUUUGCCGUAUCGAGGUAGGGAUGACAAGAUAGUCGUACCUCAGCCGCCGCAUCCGACCUCAACAUACAAUCAGUCACAAGUACCACCCCCGAGACCUCCAAAGACACCAAUCAACGAUCACGUCUAUCCCAAUUAUCCUCCACAACGAAUUUCGCCUGUGAGGCCCAAUGGGGCUCCUCGUCCUCCAUAUCCCGACGACGACGAGCCUCCGCCACAAUUCAAUCGGUACAAGAAGCCAGAAUAUAUCCCCAGGUAG
Messenger RNA from Fonsecaea multimorphosa CBS 102226, 1791 nucleotides. RefSeq lists its product as uncharacterized. The record is from RefSeq and is a predicted model, not a curated record. Gene Ontology annotation, cellular component: membrane. Gene Ontology annotation, biological process: arachidonate metabolic process. The coding region runs from base 1 to 1791 and encodes 596 amino acids. The transcript has 3 exons. Lineage: Eukaryota; Fungi; Ascomycota; Eurotiomycetes; Chaetothyriales; Herpotrichiellaceae.